This is a messenger RNA of Amoebophrya sp. A120, 535 nucleotides long. The record is from the annotation of a GenBank genome assembly. NCBI's taxonomy places the organism in Eukaryota, Dinophyceae, Syndiniales, Amoebophryaceae.
AUGUGUCUAGAAUCAUGGCGUAAAGAAAUCAUAUCUCACCCCGGCAGCGAACUUUUAUACCAAUCUUGGUUUGAAAAUUGGAACUAUGAGAUGCAUAAAUUUUUUGUGUUCAUGACACGUUGUUCGGCUUCGGAGCGUAGCUCUUUUCCGUGCGUGGUUGGGACAACUUCUGUCACUACUCGCUCCACUUCCUGCCGCUGGACCAGGUGCAACAAUAAAGCGCGCACAUCAGUAGAAAUUAUGCCGGCCCGCACGGCGUGGGACGUGGCGUGCGACCACGAGAUUUGGCUGGCCGGGAAAAAGAGACAGGCGGAGGCAGAGUGGCAGGCGAAUGUGCUGCAGCAGAAUGUGAAAAAGUUCCGUCCGCGAUCCGCCGGGCCGAGGGUGCCGACUUCGUCCGGCGGGCAGAUCCAUUUGGGGAAAAAGGCCAACAAAGCAGAUCCGUCGGGGGGUGCCGUACAACCUGCGCAGCAAGGCAAUGAACAGGUCCGACUCCCGCCGUUCAACCCAAGUCCGGAGAAACUGGCCAGAACCU